This is a messenger RNA of Eucalyptus grandis, 4770 nucleotides long. RefSeq names its product probable phospholipid-transporting ATPase 8. Lineage: Eukaryota; Viridiplantae; Streptophyta; Magnoliopsida; Myrtales; Myrtaceae. The transcript has 11 exons. Gene Ontology annotation, molecular function: ATPase-coupled intramembrane lipid carrier activity; ATP hydrolysis activity; magnesium ion binding. Gene Ontology annotation, cellular component: plasma membrane. The record is from RefSeq and is a predicted model, not a curated record. Gene Ontology annotation, biological process: phospholipid translocation. Bases 767 to 4228 code for a protein of 1153 amino acids.
GCAAUCAUCACCCGCUUCGCAUUUUCCUCUUUACUUUUUCCGUGUCCCUCCCCGUCCCCGCCCCUUCCUUGCUUCUUUUAGCGGCAAAGGGCAAAAGGAAAAGGUAGAAAAACGACAACUUGCGCACACUUCGCAAAGCUCGCCUCUUUGUCUCUCUCUCUCUCUCUCUCUCUCUCUCUCGCUGCAUUUCAAGCUGAGACGAACAAGGAAGAGACCUCCGCGACUUGAGACGAAAGUAAGGAAUUCUGGGUAGCCCCUGCUUGCGGGAAGUUUUCUGUUUUCUGCGGUUAUAGUCUGCCCGUCUUCGCUUUUUCGCAUGCCGAAAGUCGGAGUUGAAUGCGAGUUUGAUCUUUCUUUGCGUCUCGCUCGGUGCCCUUUUUCGUUUUCGUCGCUACGGGUCGUGAGCAUGGCUGUUUGACCGUCAGCACUUUCGAUGAGGCCGUGAAACUGUUGCGUUUUUGGCUCUAGCCGUGUCUUUUCCCGUCGGCAAUGUCAGUUUGGCGACGUCAAUCCAGCUAGAACUGGAAUGCUGUUUGCUGUAAUUUUGGCAGUGAAAUUUGCGUGCUUGGAGUUGUCUGAGGUGGUGCGGGAGUGUGGGUUGUGGAGGCUUUUAGGAGACGUGGCAGCCGGGGACUUGCUGGAUUGCUGAAUCCUAGGUGAUUUUUCCAGAAAGUGGAGAGCCACCGUGCGUGCUAGUCGAAAAAGGAUCGAUUCGUGAUCAAUCUGCGUUGUGGCAGCAGAUGCAGAUCUGAGUGGGCCUUUCGAAAUGACGAGAGGGCAGAGGAGAAAGUUGCAUUUGAGCAAGCUCUACUCGUUCUCGUGCAUUCGUCCUCAUAGAGAAGAUAGACAUGCUGAAAUUGGUCAGAGAGGAUACUCGAGGAUAGUGUACUGCAAUGAACCCAAUAAACCAGAGGCAGUCCAAUUGAAUUACAAGGGUAACUAUGUGUCCACGACAAAGUACACUGUAGCUAAUUUUGUUCCCAAGUCUUUGUUUGAGCAAUUUAGGAGAGUUGCCAACAUAUAUUUUUUGGUCGUUGCUUGUCUUUCCUUUAGUCCCUUGGCCCCCUUUACAGCGCUUAGUGUCGUUGGACCUCUGGUACUCGUGAUUGGAGGUACCAUUGCCAAAGAAGCUGCGGAAGAUUGUGAACGAAGAGCGCAGGAUAUAGCAGCAAACAACAGGAAAGUUGAAGUUUAUAGUGGGAACGGUACGUUCCAAAGGACCAGAUGGAAGAAUCUCCGAGUUGGCAAUGUUGUCAAGGUAUAUAAGGAUGAGUAUUUCCCUGCUGAUCUGCUGUUGCUUUCAUCAAGCUAUGAAGAUGGAAUUUGUUAUGUUGAUACCAUGAAUCUAGAUGGAGAAACGAAUUUGAAGUUGAAGCAAUCACUUGAUGUAACAUCAUCACUUUGUGAUGAGAGAUGUCUCCAAGCAUUCACAGCUGUAAUCAGAUGUGAAGAUCCAAAUGACAGGCUUUAUUCGUUCGUUGGGAAUUUACACUACACCAGUAAAGAAUAUCCUCUUUCUCUGCAACAAAUUCUGCUACGAGAUUCCAAGCUUAAGAACACUGAUUACAUCUAUGGGGUGGUCAUCUUCACUGGCCAUGACACAAAAGUGAUGCAGAAUGCCACAGAUCCUCGUUCCAAAAGGAGUAAGAUUGAGAAGAGAAUGGAUAAGAUAAUAUAUAUCCUCUUCAUCUCUCUAAUUUUGGUAUCUUUUGUUGGAUCUUUCUUUUUCGGAAUUGAAACGAGAAGAGAUCUUGUAGAUCAAAAGUACAGAAGGUGGUAUCUUCGCCCAGAUGAUAGUACUGUGUUCUAUGACCCGACAAGAGCUUCUCUUUCUGCAUUUUUCCAUUUUCUGACUGGUCUCAUGUUGUAUGGUUAUCUGAUUCCCAUAUCACUAUAUGUAUCUAUUGAGAUUGUGAAGGUUCUUCAGAGUGUCUUCAUUAAUCGUGAUACUAGAAUGUAUGACGAGACAACAGAUAAACGAGCACGAGCACGGACAUCUAAUUUAAAUGAGGAACUUGGUCAGGUCCAUACCAUAUUUUCUGACAAGACGGGGACUUUGACUUGUAACUCCAUGGAGUUUGUUAAAUGCUCAAUAGCUGGUAUAGCAUAUGGAAAAGGUGAGACAGAAGUGGAAAGGGCACUGGCAAGAAGGGAUUGGCCUUCUGAAGCCCAUGAAAUUUCAAAUGAGACGAAUGAUAGUUGUGGUAGUGUAAAGGGUUUUAACUUCAGAGAUGAACGCAUCAUGAAUGGAAGGUGGUUGCAUGAGCCUCAUCCUGAUAUGCUAAGGAAAUUUUUUGAGGUUCUUGCAAUCUGUCACACUGUCAUUCCAGACAUGAACAGGCAUGAUGGAGAUAUAUAUUAUGAAGCCGAGUCAAGAGAUGAAGCAGCUUUUGUUAUAGCUGCUAGAGAGCUUGGGUUUGAAUUCUUUAAAAGGAAACAAACAAGCAUAUCAUUGUAUGAAUUAGAUUAUGUGACAGGUGGGAAGAUUGUCAGAGACUAUGAGCUUCUUCAUGUUUUGGAGUUCAGUAGUUCUCGCAAAAGAAUGUCAGUGAUUGUAAGGAGUGAAGGAAAUCUGCUGCUUUUGUGCAAGGGUGCAGAUAGUGUUAUGUUUCAAAGGCUGUCAAAAGAUGGGCGCCAAUUUGAGAAGGAGACGAGUGAUCACAUCAAAAAAUAUGCUCAAGUAGGUCUUCGGGUGAUGGUCAUCACAUACCGGGAGCUUGAAGAAGAAGAAUAUAAAAUAUGGGAAGAGGAGUUCCUAAGGGUGAAAGCUUCUGUUUCUCCUGAUGGAGAUGCCUUGUUAGAUGCAACUGCUGACAAAAUUGAGAGGGAAUUAAUCCUCCUUGGAGCUACAGCUGUUGAGGACAAGCUUCAAGAGGGAGUGCCCCAAUGUCUUGAAAAACUUGCCCGGGCUCAGAUUAGGGUAUGGGUGCUGACAGGUGACAAGUUGGAAACGGCAGUUAACAUCGGUUAUGCAUGUAAAUUACUGAGACAAGGAAUGAAAGAAAUAGUAAUAACUCUUGAUUCACCUGAUAUUGGAGUGCUGGAGAAACGAGGAGACAUGGAAGCCCUUGCUAAGGUAUGUCUGGAGAGUGUAUCUAAGCAAAUCAGAGAAGGACAAUCUCAAGUUACUUCUGCAAAAAAAGGUCCUAUGGAGUUUGGGUUGAUAAUUGAUGGAAAGUCCUUGGACUUUGUUCUUACCAAGCAUUUGGAGGACUCGUUUCUGGAACUUGCAACCAAUUGUGGUGCUGUUCUAUGUUGUCGGUCCUCACCCAAGCAGAAAGCUCUUAUUAUUAGAUUGGUAAAACGGAAACUUGGUGAAACGACAUUAUCAAUUGGUGAUGGUGCAAAUGAUGUUAGUAUGAUUCAAGAGGCUGACAUCGGAGUUGGCAUUAGUGGUGUGGAAGGGAUGCAGGCUGUAAUGGCAAGUGAUUUUGCAAUAGCCCAAUUCCACUUUCUGGAACGUCUCCUACUCGUGCAUGGCCAUUGGUGUUACAGGAGAAUAGCAAUGAUGAUUUGCUACUUCUUCUACAAGAACAUUGCAUUCGGACUUACUCUGUUCUGGUUUGAGGCCUAUGCUUCAUUCUCUGGUCAGCCUGCCUACAAUGAUUGGGAUAUGUCAUUCUACAAUGUAUUCUUUACUUCACUUCCUGUCAUAGCCCUUGGGGUUUUCGAUCAGGAUGUUUCUGCAUGCCUUUGCCUUGAGUUUCCUCAGUUAUAUCAAGAAGGAACGCAGAAUAUCCUCUUCAGUUGGUGCCGUAUACUUGGCUGGAUGGCCAAUGGGGUAGGCAGUUCUAUUAUAAUUUUCUUCUGUACCACCAAUGUGAUGGUUGAACAGGCGUUCAGGAGAGACGGUAGAGUAGCUGACUUUGAGGUCCUCGGAGUCACCAUGUAUACUUGUGUUGUAUGGGCUGUCAACUGUCAACUGGCUAUAUCCAUCAACUACUUCACUUGGAUCCAUCAUUUCUUCAUUUGGAGCAGCAUUGCCUCCUGGUACAUAUUCCUGUUGACUUAUGGCUACAUUUCACCAACAAUCUCCACAACUGCGUACAUGGUUUUUCUCGAGGCUACUACUCCGAGUGUUCUCUAUUGGGUCUCCACUCUUCUGGUGGUCGUUUCUACUCUGCUGCCUUACUUCUCAUACAAAGCUUUCCAAACACGAGUUCAGCCCAUGACCCAUGAUCUCAUUCAAAGUAUACAACAAGAAUGUUCGAAGAUUGAGACUUCUUAGGACAAAACUGAAGCAUCCAAAGGAAUGUACGGAGCAUUGUAUGUCCUGAAAAGAUUAAUUUCAAAUGUACUUGAUACAGAAUAUGUUGUCUGCAUGGCCGUGUGGCAAAAAUGCUGUAUUUAAUUCCAAGAAAGUAGCAGCUAGGUUCAGUGGAAAGGAGCUGAAAAAGAGAUGGUUCAUAGCCUAGGCCUGUUUGUACAUUUGCUAUAUAAGGCCGGUACUGUCAUGUAUAGGAAGAACCAUCUGUAUAACACUCGAUCUCAACCGGUGAAGACUGAAGACUCCUGGAUACUACUAUUUUAGGGCAUCUGGGGUAAGUUCAAUGGUGGUGAAUGUAUGUCAAGAACAUUCGGUACCCAUGUGGCUAUGUAGUCUGAGUUUUUAGCUCGAUUCGGUACCCAUGUGUCAUGAACAUUUUAAGGUGAAGUUUGCUUUGUGGUGUAUUCUAAUUCACGGAGGCCGCUGUGUUUUUCAGAGCUUCUCCUGAACAAUUUACCCAAAUCUGUCAUAGACAAGAUAAUAUCAAUGAAGCUUGUACUCAA